Molecule: messenger RNA, 1368 nt
Organism: Schistocerca piceifrons (Central American locust)
Lineage: Eukaryota; Metazoa; Arthropoda; Insecta; Orthoptera; Acrididae
Product: facilitated trehalose transporter Tret1-like
Exons: 5
Coding region: 1-1368 (455 amino acids)
Biological process (GO): transmembrane transport; carbohydrate transport
Cellular component (GO): membrane
Molecular function (GO): sugar transmembrane transporter activity
Source: RefSeq, a predicted model, not a curated record
AUGGGAAAGCCGUCUACUUUACGCAGAAGGUUGCCUCAGCUGUUCGCGGCGCUCUCAGCGACGCUGGGCGGCUUUUCGCUGGGCGCGGUGCUGGGUUGGACGUCGCCCGCGUCGGAGCCGCUGCGGCGGCAGCUGGGCCUGUCCGACGAGACGGUGUCGUGGCUGGCGGGCGUGACGCCGCUGGGCGCCCUGGCGGCCAUGUUGGCGGCGGCCGUGCUGCUGGACCGCGUGGGCCGGCGGCGCGCGCUGCUGGCCACGGCGCCGCCCUUCGUCGCCGGCUGGCUGCUGCUCGCCUUCUGCCGGCACCCCGCAGCACUGCUCGCCGGCCGCUUCGUCACCGGCUUCUGCGGCGGCGCCUUCUCCACCGCGGCACCCGUCUACAUCGGGGAGAUCGCCGAAAAAGACAUCCGCGGAGCUCUCGGAGUCUGCUACCAGCUGCUGCUCACUGGAGGCAUCCUGUACGUGUACGUGGUGGGCAAGUGGGCCCCUCUGGUGUGGCUCUCCGUGGUGUGCGCCAUCCCACCCAUCCUGUUCUUCGUGCUGUUCUUCUUCGUGCCGGAGUCGCCCAUCUUCCUGCUGUCCAAGGACAGGCGGGAGGAGGCCAUCCGAGCUCUGCACUGGUUCCGCGGUGGCGAUGAGGCUGACAUCACUGACGACCUGGCUGAGAUGGAGCAGUCUGUGACGGAGACUAAGGAGCGCACUGGCUCUCUGCGGGACAUGUUCACGUCUCGCGCGGCGGUGCGAGGCCUGGCAAUAGGCGUGGGCCUGCAGCUGGCGCAGCAGCUGUCCGGCGUCAACAUCAUCAUCUUCUUCUCCGUGCCCAUCUUUGUGGCCGCCGGCACCUCCAUGGACCCCAGCGACUGCGCCAUUGUUGUCGGCGUCGUCCAGGUGGCGUCGACGCUGCUGUCGACCCUGCUGGUGGAGCGCGCGGGCCGCCGCGUGUGGCUGGUGCUGUCGCUGUCGGGCAUGGGCGCGUGCAUGGUGGUGCUGGGCAUCUACUUCCACCUCAAGCAGCACAACGCGGUGGCCGUGUCCGGUGUCGGCUGGUUGCCAUUGCUCGCCAUGUGCGCCUACCUGCUCACCUACUCCCUGGGCACCGGCCCGCUGCCCUGGGCCAUGAUCGGCGAACUCUUCCCCGGCGAGAUCAAGGGCAUCGCCAGCUCCAUCUGCGGCGGCGCCAACUGGAUCCUCUGCUUCAUCGUCUCCAAGACGUUCACCAACCUGGUGGACGCUUUCGGCACUGCCAUCACCUUCUGGGUGUACGCGGGCAUCUGUUUUGUGGCUGCCACCUGGAUCUUCUUCUUCGUCAUCGAGACCAGAAACAAGCCACUUGCGCAGAUACAGAAGGAACUUGCGGGGAAGUCAUGA